Amphibalanus amphitrite is the source of this 3366-nucleotide messenger RNA. Its product is annotated as alpha-(1,3)-fucosyltransferase C-like. The coding region runs from base 768 to 1955 and encodes 395 amino acids. The transcript is spliced from 6 exons. Gene Ontology annotation, cellular component: membrane. Gene Ontology annotation, molecular function: alpha-(1->3)-fucosyltransferase activity. The record is from RefSeq and is a predicted model, not a curated record. Lineage: Eukaryota; Metazoa; Arthropoda; Thecostraca; Balanomorpha; Balanidae.
GUUCCGAUAACGGUGACGACGGGCGGCAGCGGCGGCGGCGGCAGCGGCGGGCGGCGGAGGUAGUGGCGGCGGUGGCGGUGGCGGCAACAGUGCCGGUACAUUUGCCGUUGCCGGUGAACAGCGGCAAAUCAGAGGUGUUGAAGGCUGGGUGGCUGUGGUGAGCGGUGUGUGCGGCGAAAAUUUAGUCAGACCUCGCUGAUAAUACGAAGCCGAUGAAGCCAGGUGUGAGUUUGUGACUGUGACAGGCAGAUGUGACAGGAGACGAUCUCGUGAUCUGUCGAGACCAACGCACCGUGAUAGAUUCGUGAGCACAGUACGGAAGCGUAUGACCCGUGAUAUGAUAUAUUCGCGGGACUGAACUUUGAACACCAGCUAAUCAGAAUGUGUGUUCAGCUAAUCAAGUGAAACGGUAUUCUAGUUAGACAGCUCUGCUACAGAAGCGCUCGUGAUUUUUAGUGUCAAGGUGCUUGUGUUUGAGCUUUAAAGUAGUUCAAAUGUGACCUAGCCUUUGUUGUGUGGGAUCUGGGUGGUGCGUUAAUCCACCUCGCUUCCUUUCCUUGGACGAAGUACCAGACCCAUUCGGGCAGCGUAACGGACAACAAGCUGCCUCGUUGUGUGUCUGAGAACCCACGAGUGGAGUGAGCGUCAUAUGCGGGCGAUGCGGGCUGUGCUGCCGUCUGCUCUCAUGUAACGGUGUCGGGAUCCGGCCAGCCAGGAAGCACUUUGGAAGCUGAGGGUUCCGCUGCGUUCGGCAGGAAAACUUACCAAUGUACCGCCUGAGGUGGGCGCAGAAACAGGGGCGUCGCCACCCUUUUCUGGUGGUGAUUGUGAGCUGUAUAGUGGCCGCCAUCUUUCUUGUCGAGGACGUCAAAUGGCAAAUGCGCUCGGCGACAGUGAGCGUUUGGAACCGAUACCAUGAAAAGUUCAAGCCGGCGCCGGAUGUGAACAUCACAGAGAGUGACCGAGUGAUCCUGUUCUGGACCCCCUUCUUCGGCAACCUUGAGUUCAACAUCGGCUACGGCAGGAGGCCUUUUAGCCCGUGUCCGGCCUCCAACUGCAUCACCACCAACCAGCGUCGCUACCUACAGCGUGCCGACGUGGUGGUCUUUCACCCGGUCGAGUUUAGUGACUUCGACCUGCCGGCGUUCCGGCGUCCAGACCAGCUCUGGGUGUUCUACAUGCUGGAGAGCCCGCCGAACACGGGCGGACAGUUCAAGGAGGCGACCAAGGGCCUCUUUAACCUCACCAUGACGUACAGACGGGACUCUGAUAUACACCAGCCAUACUUCAAGACGGUGCCUCUAUCCGAAGCCGAGCGCCAGAGGUCAUCCGGGGUCACCAUGGCACCCACACUCUCAGCCACGUGGGCAUCACUGACCCAGGUCAGACAGAGACUACCCUGGGUGGUUUCACACUGCAAGACUCCCGGCAAACGCGAACAGUUUGUUGAGGAACUGCGACGAUACAUCGCCGUGGACAUCUACGGACGUUGUGGUCCUCUGCGCUGCUCGGCCCCGGGCGGGGUGCUGUCUCCACCCGACCCCCGAACCUGCUACCGCUACGUGGCCGACAACUACCGCUUCUACCUCUCCUUAGAGAACUCGCGAUGUCGAGACUACAUCACUGAGAAGUUCUUUCUGGCGCUCAACAGCAGUCUAAUCCCGAUCGUCUACGGAGCUUCUCGGGCUGACUAUGAGGCCGUGGCACCUCCACACUCCUUCCUUCAUGUCGAUGACUACGCUAACCCUCGUGAGCUGGCGGGUCACGUGAAGUACCUGCUGACCCAUGAGGCAGCUCUGGCUGAGUACACGGCCUGGAGGUCAGAGUAUAAGAUCGAAGGCGCUCACCGCGACGGAUGGUGCAAACUCUGCGAGAUGUUGAACAAGCGAGAAGUACAGAGGAAAGAGUAUGCGGAUAUUAAAGAGUGGUGGAGUGGACCGGAUGUCUGUCACUAGCCGUUAGCUAGAGCUAGCCGCGUAGCUAGUUUGCAAGUCAGUCGCCAGCUAUCAUUGAUGCUAUCAAUGGCGCUAUCAAUGAUUAUCAAUGACGCUAGCCAGCAUUGUUGAACAGUGUCACAACCAGAAUCGCUAGCCGAUUGCUAGAGCUAGCUCAGCUAGCCAGUGUCGGACAGCGCACCAAAGCUGUGAAGCAGAUAUAUGGGUAAAAAAUCGAGCUCGAGGUCUGGUGACCAUAUGGCAAUGGGUCAAUGAUCACAGACCCACUGGCUGAAAGAAACGGUCGCUAAUUAGGAGCAAAGACAGCACGCUAAGACCUCGGAUUGAGAUGGAUUGGUUCGCGUUUAUUAGGAUGUUGUUUGGUGUCGUUGUUUUUUUACUCAGGUGACAAGAGUGCCUCUCGAUAAAUUUCGCCAACCAUGGAGUGUGGAUGAAAAAUGAAAGGUUAUUACAAAAAAGACAUUUUUUGCUUGGUUUUCUCGGAUAAAUUGUUAGCAUUCGUCGCGUGAGCGUAAUAUUUCACAAAGUGAAAAGUCCUAUGGUUGCGAUAUUGCUUCAAGACUGACUGUUUUUAGCAAUUCUCUAUUAACCUAUGGUUUUAAGGGUUUAAGGCCCUCAAAAUAGUUACAUACAUACUUCCAAAAUAGCUUAAUUGCCACCAACACUUACCUAUUUAUCCCUGCCAUCAAGCAACAUCUUGUUGCUGCCUUUUCCCAUGUAAGGUAUAACAAUUUAUAGUUUUUGAUACUCGCAGUUGUGGCCCAUGGAUGGUCUUGUGUCAUCAAAUAAAUGUCAAGGUGCCGGACUGGUGCCCAAUAUUUUGGUCGCAUAUACCUUGCCCCACGGCCGCAUGCUGCGCCGUUGUCAUUGUUUUUGUCAUCGUAUAGGGUAGUGUCUGUGUGUAUAUAACUUGUGUUAUGUUGUGUUGAUGAUUCGUGCCUCGAUUCGGUGCAUAAGUUUUAGGGGAACGUUUGUGAAGGCACCAUUUUGCCAAGCGAUUUGUACGAUUCAAAUGCUGUAUGCUCCGCAUUAACUAGUCGCAUGACCAUUAUUGAGGGUUAAUGUUCCUCAGGCAGUUUCAGGAUUCGGAAUUUCUCGGUGAUUUGUGUAACAUUAGUCAGCUGUGUAGUUACUGCGCAUUGUUCACCCUUUCGUGAAACUCUAAAGUGCUCUUAAUAUUUUAAUUAUUUAUUGUACCGAUAACAUUGCCGCACAACAGGAUGGAAUGAAAGCCUAGAAACAAUGGAAUGCCAUACAUAUAGAACACCCAGAAUGAUAGACGUUGUGGCAGAAAUGGUAAAUUCUUCCCCCGAAAUGUGUGGCUCAUCUGUCAUUGUUUUGCUUUUAAUUGUUUUGUGCAGAACCAUUGGCGGGCGUGGAAGUGAAUAUACGCUGCAUUCUGACCAAAUAA